AUGGAUCCAAGUGUCAAACUACUACCCAUUCAGGGGGAGCCUCUUUCUGACUCAGGAAGGUAUAGGAGAUUGGUUGGAAAGUUGACUUAUAUCACAGUCACUCGUCCGGACAUUUCUUUUGCAAUCAGUGUAGUAAGCCAGAUCUUAAACUCCUCUUGUCAGGAAUACAUGGAUGUUGUUAUCCGGAUUCUGAGAUACAUCAAAUGUGCUCCAGGAAAAGGUCUAGUAUGUGAAGAUAAAGGAUAUACUCAAAUAGUUGGAUACUCCAAUGUUGAUUGGACAGGGUCACCCAUUGAUAGACGAUCCACCUCAGGGUAUUGUGUACUUGUUGGAGGAAACCUUAUAUCUUGGAAAAGUAAGAAACAAAAUGUAGUUGCAAGAUCAAGCGUCGAUCCAGAUUAUAUGGCAAUGGCAACAUGUGAACUCAUUUGGUUAAAACACUUGCUCAGAGAACUUAAAAUUGAAGAAGCAAGACCAAUGAAAGGACCAAACAUAUUGAGAUAG
Molecule: messenger RNA, 504 nt
Organism: Vicia villosa (hairy vetch)
Lineage: Eukaryota; Viridiplantae; Streptophyta; Magnoliopsida; Fabales; Fabaceae
Product: secreted RxLR effector protein 161-like
Exons: 1
Coding region: 1-504 (167 amino acids)
Source: RefSeq, a predicted model, not a curated record